Messenger RNA from Hansenula anomala, 627 nucleotides. It is a transcript of the gene HNT3, whose product is annotated as DNA 5'-adenosine monophosphate hydrolase. Bases 1 to 627 code for a protein of 208 amino acids. The transcript has a single exon. The record is from RefSeq and is a predicted model, not a curated record. Gene Ontology annotation, molecular function: double-stranded RNA binding; mismatched DNA binding; single-stranded DNA binding. Gene Ontology annotation, biological process: double-strand break repair; single strand break repair. Gene Ontology annotation, cellular component: nucleus. Lineage: Eukaryota; Fungi; Ascomycota; Saccharomycetes; Phaffomycetales; Wickerhamomycetaceae.
AUGAGCUUUAGAUUUGCCCUUGAAAGAUACAUCAAGGAUCCUGAUAGCCAGGGCGAUGCUAUCAUCUACAAAGAUGAGAAGUACGUGGUUAUUAAGGACAAGUUCAACAAAUCAGUGAUCCAUUAUCUUCUUUUACCACGAGACAAGAAUUUAACAAAACUAAAUCCAUUAUCUGCUUUUGAAGAUGAUAUUCUCAAAAAAGAAGUUGAGGAAUUGAUACGGAAGGUUAAAGUAAUGAUACUUGAAAGACUACAAAGAGAGUUUGGUAUCGAGGAAACAGAAGAAUUCAUAAAAGUUGGUGUUCAUAGUGUACCAUCUAUGGCAAACUUACACGUCCACCUUCUGACCAAAGAUAUGAAUUCAGAAAGAAUGAAGCAUAAAAAACAUUACAAUUCAUUUACUACAAAAUUUUUUGUGGACUUUGAUGAACUUCCUUUGAAAGCUGACGAUAAAAGUUCUGAGGCUCAUGUCAUGGAGAACUUAACAAAGACUUCGGAUCUUAAGUGUAUCUACUGUGGUGAGAAUUUCAGUAACAAAUUUGCUCAAUUGAAAAAACAUUUGACCAAAGAGUUCGAAAAGAAAUGCAGAUCUAAGAAAAGGAAAAUAGAAGUCAUUGAGAUAGACUAA